AUGAAUAAAGGAUAUUUUUUUUUUUUAUUAGGACGUAAAAAAUCUGAUGGUGAAUAUCAUGAACCAUGUGAACGUUCCGAAUUUUAUCAUAUGAGUGAUCUAACUAAACGUGCUGCUUUAUUUAUUGGACCUGAUGAGUAUGAUUCACGUUACCUUGAAAGUAGUCUUGCAUUUGAUCCGUUAUCAGAAUUGGAACCGGUUACAAAACGGCCUAGAACAUCGGAAAGGA
Loa loa (African eye worm) is the source of this 229-nucleotide messenger RNA. RefSeq lists its product as hypothetical. Lineage: Eukaryota; Metazoa; Nematoda; Chromadorea; Rhabditida; Onchocercidae. The annotation marks the transcript as partial. The transcript has a single exon. The record is from RefSeq and is a predicted model, not a curated record.